AAAGAAAAGAAAAGGUGCGAUCGCAUAGAUAGAAGAGAGAGAAGGAGAGGCGUGUGACUCUAAAAAACUGUUUGAUUCUUAAGUUGAGGGAUUGAAAAUCUCGCCGGGGAAUUUGGUCGAAGUAUUUAAGGAUGGUGAAUUCAAUGGUGGAAAGAGCAACGAGCGAUAUGCUGAUAGGUCCUGAUUGGGCUAUGAAUCUCGAGAUCUGCGAUAUUUGCAAUCACGAUCCUGCGCAAGCCAAAGAUGUUGUGAAAGGAAUAAAAAGACGUCUUGGUAGUAAGAAUCCCAAAGUCCAACUUCUUGCUUUGACACUGUUGGAAACAAUUGUGAAGAAUUGUGGGGAUAUUGUCCAUAUGCAUGUUGCUGAGAAAGAUCUCCUUCAUGAGAUGGUGAAAAUUGUAAAAAAGAAGCAACCUGACUUGCAUGUCAAGGAAAAAGUGUUAAUUUUGAUAGACACAUGGCAAGAAGCAUUUGGAGGACCAAGGGCAAGAUAUCCACAAUUUUAUGGGGCAUACCAGGAGUUGCUGCGCAUUGGAGCUGUAUUCCCUCAGAGAUCUGAGAAAUCAGCCCCUGUGUUCACACCUCCCCAAACACAUCCACUGGCUUCAUACCCACAGAAUCUCCGGAAUCCUGAAUCUGGACAGGAAGCAGCUGAGACUUCUGCAGAGGCUGAAUAUCCAGCCUUGAGCUUGACAGAGAUCCAAAAUGCACGUGGUAUCAUGGAUGUCCUUGCUGAAAUGCUGAGUGCAUUAGAUCCUGAAAACAAAGAGGGGCUGAAACAAGAGGUGAUUGUUGAUUUGGUUGAACAAUGUCGCACCUACAAGCAAAGAGUAGUACACCUUGUAAACUCAACUACGGAUGAAUCACUGCUCUGCCAAGGGCUAGCACUUAAUGAUGAGUUGCAGCGUGUAUUGGCCAAGCAUGAAGCUAUUGCUUCUGGAACUUCUGUUAAAGUGGAAAAGCCGAAAUCUGAACCACCUCAACCACUUGUAAAUGUUGAUGCUCCACUUAUUGACACCGGUGACGGCAAACAAUCAGACCCAGGAUCUACAUCAAGUGCUAGCUUAGGGACACAGUUGCUUCUUCCUGCUCCUCCAGCCGCUAGCAGUCCAUCAACAACAACAAAAGUUGACCCGAAAAUUGAUCUUCUAAGUGGAGAUGAUUUCGGCUCACCUACGACUGAGAAUGUCCUGGCCCUUGUUCCCGUUGGUGGAGAACCUCAGCCUGCAAGUCCUAUUUCACAGCAGAAUGCCCUUGCUCUUGUUGACAUGUUUUCAUCACCCAGCAACUCGCAAUCUCCAUAUUCAGCUGGGCAGGCGCAUCCUUUGUCCCCUCAAUUUCAACAACAGAGUUUCAAUUCUACCCAGCCAGCUUUGUAUCCGAAUGGAAGUGUCCCUGGAACAACACAUACACAAGGCUCUAAUGUGGCCUGGAACGGACAGAUAUCGCAGCAACAGCAGUCAUCUUCUCCAGUUUAUGGCGGUCAAAGCAGUUCUUUUCCACCACCUCCAUGGGAAGCUCAGGCAGCAGAGAAUGGCCAAAAUGUGGGGAAUCCUCAUGCUCAACCAAUGCAAAAUAAUCAGUUAUUGCCAGGUAGUCCACAUGCUCUACCAAUGCACAACAAUCAGCUAAUGUCCGGUAGUCCGAAUGCUUUAUCAAUGCAAAAUAACCAGCUGAUGGCAGCUAACAGCCAGCAAUUGGCUGGUGGUUCGCAUGUUCAUGGUAUGUAUGCACAACCAAUUACUGGUGGACAGCCUGCCAUGAUGAACCAGGCUAUGCAAAGCAAUCAGAUGGUAGGCUUGCAUCCUCAACAAAUCCAAGGUGGGCAAUCGAUGGGUAUGUUUCCACAACAAAUGGCACCUGGGCACAUGGCUUAUAUGUAUGCCCAACAACAAAUGUAUGGCAACCAAAUGGCUGGUUAUGGCUAUGGUUAUGCCCAACCACAGAACACACAAUUUCUUAAUCAGAGAAUGUCUGGGCUCUCUGUGAGGGAUGAUGGAGUCCUAAAUAAUUCGUCCUAUCCAGUUUCAACUCCUUCGUACAUACCAUCUGGAAAACCCUCAAAGCCGGAGGAUAAACUAUUUGGGGACCUUGUUGACAUUUCAAAGUUCAAAUCAUCCAAAACUACUCCUGGCAGAGCUGGGAGCAUGUGACAGUGACUGGUUUCUUCACCUUUCUUUUUUUCUUCAAUAUAAUUCUCACGUCUAUUUAGUAAUCAAGCUUCUGUUGUUUGUUCUGAUUCUUUCCUCAAUACUUAAUUUUGGCGCAUUGUUCCUUUUAGUCCAUACACAUUUAAUGGUUCUUUGUGAGAGUUUGUGUACAUUUCUUGUAGAGAGUAAAACCAAGAUCACAAAGAAAGGAAGUCGACGAACCUUUUUUGCCAGCUGGAAUAUGUAUAGAAUAUCUCCAUUUAUGUU
Messenger RNA from Lycium ferocissimum, 2417 nucleotides. Its product is annotated as TOM1-like protein 9. Gene Ontology annotation, molecular function: phosphatidylinositol binding; ubiquitin binding. Gene Ontology annotation, biological process: protein transport to vacuole involved in ubiquitin-dependent protein catabolic process via the multivesicular body sorting pathway. Bases 132 to 2153 code for a protein of 673 amino acids. The record is from RefSeq and is a predicted model, not a curated record. Lineage: Eukaryota; Viridiplantae; Streptophyta; Magnoliopsida; Solanales; Solanaceae. The transcript has 10 exons.